CAAAAUCUCUAUAUGAGAAUCAAAUUGUCUUCAUGUCUUCACUAAAUUCAAACAGCUUCACAAACACAGACAAGAUGCUGAUAAUAUUCAUCAAUCUCUUCACUCUUCUCUCAUGUGUCAGUUCAGCUAAAGUUGUCACACAAAAACCCUCAAUACUGACAGAAGAAAAAGGAAAAUCUGUGACUAUGGACUGUAAUAUAGCAGUGGAUGAGGGCAACUAUGUUUACUGGUAUAAACAGUUUCCAAAUGCAGCUCCUCACCGCCGGAGUCAGCCAGCGCAGCUUGCGAAGAGGAGCUGCACGGGCUCUCCUCCCCGCCUGCACGCGGCUGAUCUCGACGAUCGGUUACAUCCAGCCACAGCCGAUGUCGAACACACCUACUAUCAUGGUCAUAGCUCUCCUAACGAGUAUGGUGCCAGUUUUUCAUCCAGCCGUGUCACAUCUAAAGCUCAGUCAAAUAUUGACUAUCAGCUGAUCAUCAGUAAUGUAGAUGUGAGAGAUUCAGCUGUGUAUUAUUGUUACACAUGGGACGGCUCUGUUAAUCUGAAAUCUAUCACUGUGGUAUUCGGACAAGGAACAAAACUCAUUGUGACCGAUUCAGGUGUUUCUCCUCCUGUUGUGAAGAUUUUGCCUCCAUCCAGUGAAGAUGUGAGCUCCAGUAAAGUGACUCUGGUGUGUUUGAUCAAUGACAUGUCUGUGGGAUUUGCUGAUGUGAGUUGGUUUGUGAAUGGAAACUCAGUUACUGAUGGCGUCUUCACCGGAUCUGCUGAACAGCAGCCGAAUGAGAAAUUCAAGUUGAGCAGUUAUUUAACCAUUGAGAGAUCAGAGUGGGAGAAAGACAAAGAUCUCACAUGUAAAGUGACUUCUGCUGGAAAAAUCAUAACCAGAAAGAUCAAGAAAUCUGAAUGCAAUGAAUAAAUGCAUAAAAGUAUAUUGCCUUGUUCUUGUGAUAGUAUUUUUUAGCAAUAGUAUGUACACUGUAAAAAAUCUGUAGAAAUUACAGAAUUACUGGGUAUGGCAACUAGCUGCCAGUAACUUACCGUAGAUUUUACAUUUAUGUUAUUUACUGGCAACAUUUUUAGACUUUAUCUUCUACAGUAAGUUACUGGCAACCAGCUGCAAAAUUACAGCAAUUUUUUUACAGUGUAGUAGAAAACAAAUUAUAGGCAAUAUUAAAAAAUUGAUCCGAGUAGCAUAAUUUCCUUGACAAUAUGUUCUCUCUUUGAAAAAAAUGUGGGAAUUUCUUCAUAAAUUAUCCUUGUACAUUAUUGUGCUUUUUGAUCUGAAA
Molecule: messenger RNA, 1287 nt
Organism: Misgurnus anguillicaudatus (oriental weatherfish)
Lineage: Eukaryota; Metazoa; Chordata; Actinopteri; Cypriniformes; Cobitidae
Source: RefSeq, a predicted model, not a curated record